Dendronephthya gigantea is the source of this 5186-nucleotide messenger RNA. RefSeq lists its product as uncharacterized. NCBI's taxonomy places the organism in Eukaryota, Metazoa, Cnidaria, Anthozoa, Malacalcyonacea, Nephtheidae. Bases 310 to 5097 code for a protein of 1595 amino acids. The transcript has 13 exons. Gene Ontology annotation, molecular function: protein binding. The record is from RefSeq and is a predicted model, not a curated record.
UACGGAGGUUGGAUACCAUGGCGUCCAUUCGAUAUUAUAGAUUGUGAUGUUGUGAUUUUUUGAACUUUCUACUCAAAUUUUCUGCGAUCGGGUAGGAUAGAUGAAGGCCACGCGUUCUGCGGAGUAUGUAUGAACAGCAGCCAUCCGUAUUAUAUCCUGCAGGGCAAUAUAUAUUAGUUUAAGAAGAACAGGGAUAUAUAUCUUUUCCAGACAACCUAAUAUUGGAAUGUCUGACAGCAAGCAAUUCAAGCAUUCAGUUGAUUUAUUUUGGCUUGAAUAUACCUGCACCCGAGACGACACAAGAUAAAAAUGGCCGUCGAUUCUUUAACAGGCUUAAAGGAAGGAUUUUCGUUAAACGAACCGACUCAAAAUGAAUCGGGAUUCUUCUAUGAAGUUCAGCAGUAUUGUCAACGCGUGCAAGAUGGUGUAAAAAUGCAAGAUUAUUCCGGUGUGGGUUUACAAAUGGACGGAAAUGAAGAAGUUAAUAGGAGUAUCAUGUUUAAGGUAAUAGAGUUCACCGGCCUAUCAGAAAGCGGGGUAUUCGGGUUACAGCUGCAUCGCCUGCAUGUUACACAAGUGUUGGAUAACAAUUUAAAAUCAGCCAUCCGAGUUAAGGAUAUCGAGAAAGACUCGGUUGUUUCUCACGACGGAAGACUCAAAAUCGACGACUGUAUUGUGAAGAUUAAUAGCAUUCCCCUUGCUGGACUUUCCACAGAAGAGGCUAGACAAGUUCUAGAAGAGUCCGUUUUGUCUGGCCACGUUUCCCUGACAGUGCUAGAAGCACGCGAUGUUGAAGUGACAAAUGACCCUAGCGACAGUGAAUGUAGUAUUGGUUUACAAAACACAGUUGAACAAGAUUUACAGAGAAAGAUCCAUGUUCUAAAAGAUUCAAGAGGAUUAGGAAUACAAAUUGUUGCAAGAAAGGGCAGAAUUGUUGUGACUGGAGUGUCUGAAAAUGGUGCUGCUCAUAGGGAUGGUCGCAUACAAGUUGGAGAUGAACUGGUAGCAAUCAAUGGCAAUGGUCUUGCUGGCAUAGAAAAAGAAGAGGCUGUAAAUUUAUUACGAUCUUCUCCGAGAUUAAUACAACUGGUGCUUAAUAAUAGUUCUCAGGGCAAAGAUUCCGACUCAUCCGAAGACGAGAUGUCCGUACCGCAGCCUUCGACGAAAAACACUGAAGAAGUGGGUCUGAAAAAGUUCAUUCGUCGUCGUACAACGGACAAAAAAGUCACUUCACCAGGAAGGCAGCAUUUGUACGAAAUCACUGAUGAAAGCGCUCAGCCUGCAGCGCCCGCUUCCCAGGAAACCGAACGACAAACCUCGGCCAGACCUCGUUCCCAGGCCUCCCCCACAAAGUCGGCUUCCACUGGAAACAACGAGCGUAGGAAUAAACAAGCUUCUCUCGAAGCGGCAAAGAAACGCUACUCCAAACGCAGCGUCAGCGAUGACAGUAUUCUGCUGAAUAGCGAUGAAAUUCAGAAUAUUUUGGGCGAAAGCCAGGCGCAUGUCCAGCGGACAUUCUCGGUCAUUUUGGUGAAAGGUCCAACGAAGAGUUUGGGGUUCACCAUCGUGGGUGGUCGUGACUCGCCGAAGGGGAAAAUGGGAAUUUACGUGAAAAGUAUUUUGCCCGGGGGAGCUGCCGCCAGCGAUGGCCGUCUCAGAGAAGGAGACGAGAUUGCCUCGGUCAAUAGCGUGAGUUUGAACAAUUUUUCCCACGCCGAAGCUGUGCGGAAGUUUAAGCGUCUCGGACAAGGUAUAGUGAACCUCGUUGUCCGUCGACCUUUCUCGAGUACCUCCGUGGAAUCGACAUCCUCCAAGUCGUCCCUGCGUCGGACGUCUUCGCUUCAUAACGUAAACACGGUGUACUCCCCACCCUUGACCGAAAUAAAAAAGAUUAAAUUCACCAAAGAAAAACAUGUAGAUCUUGGUUUUUCUAUUGCUUGUGGCGGUUCAAAGGACACAAACGAUUACGUGGUCUAUGUCCAAUAUAUUAGCGACAGCUCCCCUGCCAUCGAGAAAUUGCAGGUCGGAGAUGAAAUUCUGAGCGUCAACAGCGAGGACAUUUCUCAUAAAUCAUUCGAGGAUGCAGUAGGAUUCCUAGAAAAAAUCCCACAUGGUCGCGUGACCAUGGUGCUGAAGCGACCACGAGCGAAGCCAUCGUUGCUGCUCGUGGAUAACGAGAGUGACUAUGUUGACUCGUCGAGUUUGGACGGUUCUUCGGAAGCUUCCGACUCCCCUGCGUCAGUGAGGAAAAGAAAGAACCUGAGCCUUCCUGGGUCGUUUUAUUCAGCGAAAUUGAUCGAAGAGACAGUUAAGUUAUCGAUGGAUCCAGACGAGGAUUUUACAGACGGCUCGCGUCGUUCUCACAAGUUCGUGACCGUCGGCGAACCGACUUUCUCCCGAGGAAAAGGCGACGGGGAGGAAUCCACGGAUUACAUGGAGCCAGGAAAGGCGAUUUCGAGCAAAAAUUAUGUCGUCAGCCCCCGCAACGUUCCCGAUGGUUUUGAACUGCAUUUGGUUCGCAUCGAUAAAGAACUGAACGAAUCUCUGGGCAUCUCCCUGAUCCCCUUUGGGGAACACAUGAAAGGCCUUUUUAAGAUACGUCGACUAUUAUCGGGUAGCGUUUGCGACAAAACUGGGGAUCUUUUCGUCGGCGAUUGCCUCGUCUCAGUGAAUGGCGAAGAUUUGAGAGGAAAAUCGCAUACAGCUGUCCUGCAAGAACUCAAGAAGCCAAGAUCAAACUUGACUUUGGCUGUACUGAGAAAGAAGUCCACGAACCAGGCUAAAACGCAGGCUUCUGGAAGUUCUUUUCAAAAAGAGUCCAUGGGAUCACCCCUACCUGCUGACCUCCCACCCCCCUUGCCUUCAUCGUCCCCGCCUCCCUUGUCGGAUGAUGAACAACAGACAUACAAGAAAGAUGAACUGGACAUCUUGCUCGCUAGUGAUCAAGGAUUUGCCCCACAACCCAAGGGAAGGACUUCUUCUUUCAGAGAACAAGAAUUUUCCCCACAGAUAAUGAAUCUGGAGGACAGUGUCUUCGCUUCGCCUACUCAUGAAGAUUUGAAAAUUGCAGCCCAUGUUCGUACAUAUGUUUCCCCACCUCCAAACGCCGCAGUGGACAAACUCGAUCCAGGUACUGGAGCCGGGGUUCUCCCACCUACCACAGAGAACGAAGUGUCAACAAACAAAGGGUCCCUCCUGCCCCCUCCUUUUGUAUACGCCGAAGAUACUGAACUCGGGGAGUUUCAAAGACAGGCCUCCUUUAGCAAGUACAUUCUUAAACCCCCACCGAUGGUUGAAGACGAGGAAUCAGUCUCUACAAUUAUUGAACAGACCAAGGUCCUACCCCCAUCAAUGUCCAUCAAUAAUAAUGAUUAUUCACAGAAAGACAUGAAAGAGGAGCAGAGUGGCACCCUAGAAACUGUUCACGCUUUUAUCGUACCCCCACCUACCAUAGCGGCUCAGGAUAAAUUCGCUACCCCUUCAAAUUCAGAACCGAAUAUAUUGGCGUCUAGUUCUCCGCACGAAAGCGCAUUUUCACCCUCGGAAUACCACGAGGAGGAACACAAUGAACCUUCGUUGCAGAUUAUCCCCCCGCCUCCUUCACAGAUUGAACACUCAGGGACAUUUCCAUCAAUCGUAUCACCGCCGCCAGAAGUAGACCGAUUCUACUCCGAAUCUCAUUUCGAAGAUGAUCCUCCUCCAGUAUCUAUUUCUCGUACCCCAGUGCGCCCAAACACAUUGAACUUUGCCCCUCCUAAACACCAAUUUGUAUCAUCAACGUCGACAUUUGAUAUGCCGCCACCUCCAUCGUUUGUUCCUCCCCCUCCCCCAAAAUCAAUAUCCCCCACCGCCUCUUUCACAUCACCUUUAAAAUCCGUUUCCCCUACCUCUGAACCAUCCACAACCCUCCCUUCCUUAGACAUCUGUCCUCCUCCCCCAUCUUUUGUCAAACCUCUGGACCAUUCUCUUAACCAAACGCGGCAAUCAAACUCCCCCCUUGCUAGUCCAUUACACUCAAACCCAACACAAACGAAAUCGCCCCCUCUUUCACGUGAACCCAACGUACGCAAACCGCCUCCCCUCGUCUCACCACCGCAUCGCUAUCCCCACAUAGAAGCACAAGCAAUAGAUUCACAAACCCCAGUUCCUCAACCAGAACAGGCCUCACAGGUUACACAGUCAGAAAAACAAAAAACAAAUCGCAUCUCUCCAUCAAAUUCCGCGAUAUGUCUGCUUGAUGAGAUUUUAGAGUCCCAAGACGCAGAUACGACGUCGUCCUCUUCAGAUUCAAAAUCCAUGGAUGUGACCACGGUCGAUGUUAUCGAAUCGAACGUGGUGGUCGACGAAUCGCUGGCGCCGAGAUCAUACCCCGCGGAUGAGAUAAACACUGUGUCAGCGGAGUUGCCUGUCGAGGACGUUUCUGGCUCUAAGGCGUCGCUGUUGUCGCAUAUGGUAAUUGGGAAACGUUCCGAAGAUUUUCCAUUUAUGAUCGAGUUUGAACUGAAGAAAUCCAAAGGACUGGGAAUGAAAGUUAGUUCUUCGGCUGACGGUCGAAUUGUAAUCGUGGAACUGUCGGCAAGUGGGAUUUUAAAGAAAGACGGACGAAUAAGGGUCAACGAUUACGUAAUCGCGAUCAACGAUAUUUGUGUGUCCGGUUGUUCACUCAAUCAGGUGAAUAACAUCAUAAAACACGUCAAGAAGGGCGCUGUCCGAUUGAUUGCAGAAUCCCCUGACGCUGCGGGCAAGAAUGAAGACAGGCGCGAGUCUGGGGCGGAUAUUGACGUUAGUGCAAACCGACAGAAGAAAACUAAUAAACUGCCUCCUCGCGCCAUGAGCUGGGAAGGGGUUGGAAACGAGGAUUUUGUACAUGGCGUCCGACAUCCUUCCGCUCUCCACGGGGGAUACCACGACACUGGGCCGGAAUGCGAGUCACGUGACAUUAACUUGGAAUCACGGGACAUUUUUACGGAGGGUGGGACGUUGUUCGGAGAUCGGAACACGUGGAAGAAAUCCUCCGUAGGCCUGCUGCAAGGCCUCGGUCCGAAAUCUUGGAUACUAGGAACGAUCUUAUGGACAAAGAUACCAAAAGAAAAAUGAAGAAAAAGGCGUCGGUUAAGGAGAGAUUGGGUCGAGUGUUUGGAAGGGACUCUACGAGACCCGUAACCACUUCUCAGAUGAUAACUUCA